CAACAAAACACAAAUUUCGAAAGGCCCAGCCUCAUCUUCCAUCCUCACCAAGCAUCUCGGUCUACAUGCCACGCGACUCAUCACCCGUCAGGGACUCAUCAUACUCUCGGCAUCGGCGAUCUCCCCCAAGGGACUCCUCAAGAGACCGCCACCGAGGGCGAGAAUCGACCAGUCAUUACCGCGAUGAUGACCGCCAUCACAAGUCCCGCAAGAGGAGUCGAUCUCGCUCACCUAUCUCCUCAGACUCAGAAAGGGGGCGGCGUACUCGUAGAGAUGAUUCAGUCGACUCGGAGAGAAGCGAGCACCAUUCCAGCAAACAUCGACAUCGAUCGUCUCACAAGAGUAAACGUGAAACUUCCAAGGAACGAAAGGCUCGCAAGGCGGCGGAGAAAGCCGCACGAAAACUGGAACGUCGAUCGGAACGAAAGAGCAUGCGAGAAGAGGCCGAUCGACGAGCGGCUGCCGAGCUUUCGAUGUAUUCAGCAAUCGACAAUCCGUUCCACGAUGCGAAUCUAUCGACCCAGUUCGAUUGGUCAAAGAAGCGUGAACGGGAGAGAAAGAUGGGACUGAGUAAUGAAGAAGCUAGCAGACGAGAUGCUGAACGACGAGCAGAGGCUGCUGAAGAGCUUGAGCGACUGGCACGUCGUCGAGCGGAGAGAGAGAAGGAGCUUGAGCUACGGGAGGCCGAGAGCAAUCGGAUGGCUCAGAUGGCCGAAAGUGCGCAGAUGGCCGAAUGGAUCGCCAAGGAGGACGACUUCCAACUCGAACAGGCUCAGAAACGCGCAGAGAUUCGAGUGCGAGAGAAGAGGGCCAAACCGAUCGAUCUUCUCGCCCUGAACCUCAAGUGGGGUCACCGUGACUUCGAGGCUGAAGAGGAUCUGAAGAAGAACACUCUCCAAGGGCUCAUCAACGAAGCUACAGAAGAAGAGGAUGAUGGGGCGGGCAUGGAAGUCGAUUUGGAUGAACCCUACACAAUCUUCGAUAACCUGACCCUGGAAGAGACUCAAGGACUGGCUGAAGAUAUCAAGAUGCACAUCGCUCUGGAAAAAUCGGAAUCUAAGCUUGAGUUCUGGCGAUGCUUACAGUGUGUCUGUGAUGAUGCGCUUGCUCAACUUACCUCCGAACGAAACCUAGCACACGACGCUCUCCGGGCUGCAGCAACGAUCCGGGAGCAAAUCACCCGAUUACUAGAAGGAAAGAAUUUCGAUCAGCUGAUCGCAUUGGAGUCUAAUAUCGAAACCAAACUCGCUGGAAAUGAACCGGUCGAUCCUGAAUAUUGGGAAGGUCUUCUAGCUCAAUUGAAAGUUUGGAAGGCGAAGGCCAAGUUGAAGGCAAUGCACGAGGUCGUCCUUCGCAACAGACUAGAGUAUCUCCGUCGCCGUCAACGAGACGAGGCCGUCAAGGUGCAAGCUGAACUUGCUAGUAGUUUGAUCAAUCAACCCAGUACUAGUCGUCCGACUCAUACGCAUUAUGAUAGCCAUGAAGCUGAAGAAGACGAGGCCCAGGUGGUGGUCGAAGAAGUGGCAGAAGAGUAUGAGAGUGCCAUGGAGCCUCUGUUGGUACAACACCUUUCGCUGGAGGAGCAGAAACUCGAAAUGAUUUCAGCUGCGGAGGACUGGGCUCAAAUCAUCAAUGCUCGUCAGAUGGUGCUCAGUACUCGCUUUGUUCCCAAGACUAAGCAUGGCUCGGAUUCCAAAGAUCAGGAUAUCUUGGAUCGGGACGCGCUGGCUGAGAAGCUGUACGCUCAAGAGGCUGAGAAAGGUCUCGGUGAGGAGGAAGAAAUGUUCGAGCUGGAAGCUGAAAUGGGCAGACAGAGUUAUAAUUGGGAAGACAAAUAUCGACCACGUAAACCGAGAUACUUUAACAAGGUUCACACCGGUUAUGAAUGGAAUAAAUACAAUCAGACCCAUUAUAAUACUGAUAACCCUCCUCCAAAGGUCGUCCAAGGCUAUAAAUUCAACAUAUUCUACCCGGAUCUGAUCGACAAAAGCCGAGCGCCGACCUACAAGAUUAUCAAAAACAAGGAGAACGAGGAUGUGGCGACACUAUUAUUCAAAGCGGGCCCGCCAUACGAAGACAUUGCCUUCACGAUCGUCAACAAGGAUUGGGAGCACAGUCACAAGCGCGGCUUCCGGAGCUCAUUUGAUCGUGGCGUCCUUCAACUGCAUUUCACGCUCAAACGGAUUCACUAUCGAAAAUAGUCCGAUGGGCACGCAGUCGCUCUGGUGCUCUCAGCCGGCUCUGCCGGGCGUUGUAUUGCGUACACGAGGCGCUCAAGCGCGGCUGCGCCGGCCUGUCCUGUCAAUGCCUCAAUGACGUGUACUUAUUGGCAAGAUUUGUCACCUGGACUUGGUCAUGUUAUAAAUGCAGAGUAGCCCUGCUGAUCACAGACAUAUGUUUGAUCACAACUACAACACAUUAAGUGCUAACAAUUCAGGUUGAGUUCCAGAUGAGUCCUGGAAUUGAAGAUUUGGCCUCGUAGAUGCACCAUCCAAAGUAUUCUCUUCUCAUCUGCCCAACCUGUACUUCUUUAUCGUGCCCUGCCAGAUUCCAACGCUUCUCCCCGACCAACCAAAUGCACUAUUUUCC
Molecule: messenger RNA, 2589 nt
Organism: Puccinia graminis f. sp. tritici CRL 75-36-700-3
Lineage: Eukaryota; Fungi; Basidiomycota; Pucciniomycetes; Pucciniales; Pucciniaceae
Exons: 4
Coding region: 66-2201 (711 amino acids)
Biological process (GO): mRNA cis splicing, via spliceosome
Cellular component (GO): cytoplasm; spliceosomal complex
Molecular function (GO): protein binding
Source: RefSeq, a predicted model, not a curated record